This is a messenger RNA of Sipha flava (yellow sugarcane aphid), 2530 nucleotides long. Its product is annotated as serine protease inhibitor 88Ea-like. Gene Ontology annotation, molecular function: serine-type endopeptidase inhibitor activity. The record is from RefSeq and is a predicted model, not a curated record. NCBI's taxonomy places the organism in Eukaryota, Metazoa, Arthropoda, Insecta, Hemiptera, Aphididae. Bases 16 to 1353 code for a protein of 445 amino acids. The transcript is spliced from 6 exons.
CAUGGGAUUUACCGGAUGGACACGCGACACUACUACUACCACUGGAAUCGUUUCAUUUUUGUGAAAAUGUAUUGGUUGUUUAAAUUUGUUGUUGGUCUGUUGGCCUUAACUGCAAUAGGAUCAGUGUCAGCCGAUGAUACGCAAAAAUGUGUGCCUCCUGGACCUGGGUUGACGCUAAACGAUUUCCUUUCCGGAAAAUUUUAUCUGUUUGAACGGCAACAGGCAUUCAGCAUUAAACUCCUUCAAACCGCGGUGGCCGCUUCACCCAAGCAAAAUUUGAUAUUUUCACCGCAUAGCAUUUAUACUGCUCUUUUGAUCACUUAUUUCUUAAGUGGCAACCAAACUGAAGAAAUACUAAAGAAAUUUUUAAAUCUACCGCCGGAACAGAGCAAACUGAGCGUGAUGCAAGCGUACAGAAUGGAAAAACUAUUUCAGUCGAUGAGAGCUCUGAACGCCAGCACCGAUUACGAGUUCAGUUCGGUAGACCGUCUUUUUAUAUCCAAACGACUGCCGGUACAAAAAUGCAUAGCCGAUGUGUUUAAGGAUGAAGUGCACAAAAUGGAUUUUGUCAUCGAUCCCGAACUUGCUCGUAUGUACAUAAAUAACUGGGUGGCCAACCAGACCAACGAUCACAUUAAAGAUCUAUUACCUUCGUCGAAAAUUUCGUAUAACACGAGACUUGUGCUGGCGAACGCCGCAUACUUCAAAGGCUUGUGGAGCUCCAAGUUCUCUUCUGAAAGUACAAAAGAAGAAGUGUUUUAUACGUCGCCCACCGAAAACGCAUUAGUUCCGAUGAUGUGGCAAUCCGGUAGUUUCAACCUACUAAGCUCCGAGGAAUUGGGAGCGCACGUAUUGGAACUGCCGUACAAAGGUGGCGACAUCAGUUUGUUCGUGAUCCUGCCACCGUUCAACAAGCAGCGAGGCAUCAUCAUGCUGACCAAGAGACUCAACACGAACAUUCUACAGGACAUUGUGGCGUCCAAUGAAUGGAGGUCGCGCACAGUUGAAGUGUCUCUUCCCAAAUUCAACAUCGAACAGAGCAUGGACAACCUUGUGCCAAUACUCGAGCAAAUGGGAAUCGGAAACUUGUUCAAAGGCGCGGCCGACCUAUCGGCGUUGACGGGCAGCUCGCGCGACGUGUCCGUGGACGACGCGGUUCACAAGGCAAAAAUCUCCGUAGACGAGGAGGGUACGAUUGCCGCGGCCGCCACGUCGUUCAUCACGUCCAGGUCAUCCCGGCCGAUUGAGCCAUACAAGUUCCGGUGCAACCAUCCGUUCGUGUACUUCUUGUUCGACAAAGUGACAGGAUCGGUGCUGUUCAUGGGGGUCUACAACUCGCCCAAGUCCAACUAGACGUCGUCACGUGACUCAUCUGCGACCGCUUAUCCAGCGCUUUGUUCAUUACUUACGAUACGUUAUCAUUACCGGCUUGGGCCUGGAUUAGGUUUUAAGAUUGUAAAUAUUCGUGUUAAGUAUAUGGUACACUAUUAUUUUUACCUUUAACGCGUGACGCGUAUGUUCGCGUCGUUGUACAUCUUACAGGCAAUGUCCGCACGGCGGUUGGUCAAAUAUUUUUUAUCGUUCGACAAGAUUUGGUCAACUUUAUGAUGUUGCGCUUUGGGUGUCACACGCGACUUGAUAUUAAACUAAAAACGGUUCGUGUUGCAUAGUUAUAUAGCGCUCGAUAGUGUUCUUGGUUGUACUUGUGACGCGUAAUUGGUACAACGAAUUGUACGUUAUUCGUUAAAAUUUGCGGCUUAAGUAUACAUUCUUAAGCCAUGGCCAUAGAAACUUUUGACGUUUACCAACAAUAAUCUUAAAAUUAGGCAGUCUCCGGACAUCGUUCGUGGAAAAUGAACAUUAUAACAUGUACAAAAGUCGAAUACAAAAAAAAAAAUCUCCGGAAAUUUCCUACCCACUCGAUUUGUUUUCCCCUCAUCUUGGAUUUCGAAUCGUCAAAACUUAGUGCUGUACAUAUAAAUAUAGAUUUACUGACUUUGAGUAAACCAUUUUCGAUUGAAAAUAAUUUAUUUCUCCUUUGAUAAGACUAAAAUUUCAAUGGCUCCCGCGAUGAUGUAAGAUUCGCAUAAAAAAAAAAAUUAAAAUUUGGUCUUAGAGAUAUAUUUUUAGGUUACCGGUAUCAUCGAUGAUUCUCAUACGUGUUUUGUUAUCACAUUCAUUUAUUCUAGAAGUCUUCGACUGAAUGUUUUUCAAUUUAAUAUUAAUAUAUUUUACGAUCAAUGAAGUUUAGAAUAUAUUAUGGAGUACUUUAUUCCAAUUUUCAAUUGUAUUCCAUCCCUUACAACAUCACCGAAUUUUGAUUUAUUAAUCAACACAGUUGUGUUUCGAGAAUUAUAUCAAUCAAUUAACGAUUGCAAUACUGCCAGUAUUUGAGUUAUAGUGAUCGAUAAAAAUAAUAUAAAUCCAACACAGCCACAAAUCAAAGUAUUUGAUAGUUAUCUUAUAUUUUUUCUCAGUAAAAAAAUCUAAUUUAAACAACCAUAAAUUAUCAUUUUCAAAAGACGAUAAA